AUGUCGGCUUCCGCCGACCCCUCGCGCGAUCCUGCAAGGAUGGCAGGAGCUAUCGCUGCGCCGCCCCCGCGGCCGAACAGCCAGCCCAAGUACCCAGGGAUGCCCCCGCGGCCAGAAGAUCGCUAUGGCCGACGAGAGGAGGUGAGCAGGCCCUACCCGGGUCCAGAGUACAAUCCGGAGCGGGUAGGAUUGCGACCGGGCUACCCACACGACGAGCGGUUUCGAGUCGAGCGUGAGCGGCAGUACGAGAUGGAGCAACGACAGCAGGAGCGUCGAGAGGUGGAGAGGCGAGAGCGUGCUUACUCGGGCAGUGAGUCGGGACGACAUCCCCUUCACCAACACGACGCGCCGAAGGGACAACCGCAAUAUCGGGAUCCUCGGGAGGCUGCCAGAUGGGGUCCCAGGCAAGGUGAUCCGAGUUUCAGGGCUCCCAUGGAGCAUCAACGCGCGCCCGAAUACCCUCCGAACACAUCGGCGCCGUUUCCAGGAUCAGGGGGCCAUAUUGCGUCGCCCCCUGAUCGCUUCCCACCAAACCAUGUACCUCAGCAGCAGCAGCAGCAGCACCAACAGCAUCAGCACCAGCCCCAGGGCCAUCAACCGCCUAGUGGCCAACAGCCAUAUGAAUCAUCACCCGAGCGCGCCCGGAUGGGCCUACUACCGCAGCACCAGCAGGCACACCCGCCUUUGCACGCGCACGCUGGUCCACGCGGUAGACCCGGGGAUGAAGCACCGCCUCAAGCACCACCGCCCGGCCCCUACCAUAUGCCAGGAGACGGCCUGUACGAUGGCGCGCGACACCGAAACAGCGAGGACGCAACGGCUGGCAUGGGGCAUCAGCGCAAUCUGUUAGCCAUUCAGCAAGAGAACCGCAAGGGCCGCCUAUCGCCUCUGCCCCAAGCCGUUCAGGGCGCACAGCCACAGCAACCAAGUCCAGCUGGCGAGCCCGGUAUUAAGAACGAGUUCGGACGCAUGUUCUCUGGAAUUGGCAGCGGUGUGAGCGGACUUGGUGGUUCAAGCCCCAUAACAGGAUCCUCGGGGCCGUUCACGAGUGCUUCGCUUGCUAAGCGCGAGGACCUGGACAACGAGGCUGGCACAGAGGCUGGUAAAGGCAAAGGCAGGAGGAGGAAGCUCAAGGAUGACGAGAGUCGCGAUGAUGACAGCUCAGGACGGCUGACUCCCGGCCACAAAGCCAAGAAGGCCAAGGGUCAUCCUCAUCACCAUCAUCAUCACCACCAUCAUCACCACCGAGCGCAAGAGGAGGCCGCACAGCGAGCGAGCGCGCCCCCCAAGCAUGCCAAAGGUGGCGCGCAAGUUGACCAUGCGACCGAGCGAAACGGGCUUCCUCACCACCAUCACCACCACCACCACCACCACCACCAUCACCACGCACAGCGUAACGGGAACAAACAGGCGGCUCAGCCGACGAUGCCUCCGAUCCCGCCCAAGGUUCAGAAGAAGGUGUCCUCAAAAGAGGUCCUGGAGGCGGCCGCCAAGUUUCCUCGACAGCACAUUGGGGAUUUCAUCUACAGCUCCGAGUUGAAACCACAGCGACUGGUGCCACAACCGCAGAAUUACCGGGGUUUCGCUUCAAGACCCGCUCCGCUUCCAUGGAGCUUGAUCCAGGAAAAGGUCAAUAGUAUUUUGACGGUCAAGGUACCGAGAGUAUUUCUGUCCCGUGAAUCCCGCGAGGAGAUCACGGCGAGAGGCUACUUAUGGGGAACGAACGUGUACACGGACGACUCGGACGUGAUUGCGGCCUGCAUUCACGGUGGCUGGAUCAUGGGGGAGUGGAAUGAGGAGGUCGACAUGGCGCUGAUCGAUCCCGAGGGCGGCAAUAGGAAGAGACGCGACUUUACGCGGGAUGAGCUUCUGUCGGAGCAGCUCGUCAGCGCACCACCCGAGGCGGGGCCUAUGCCGAUACCUGCCGGGCGCGACCUUCACGUCAACGUUCUCAUACUGCCGAGGCUUACCAAGUAUACCGCUACGACGCAAUGGGGUAUCCGCAGCCGCGAGUUUGGCGGCGAGCAUGGCUCGCGACACAUCACCCACGACGGACUGAGCUUCAUGGUUCAUGGAAUACGCUGGGUGGCGAACGGAGCAGAACCCCAAGCACGACUCCGGGGCAAGGCGAGGCGCGAGCGGAUGCGGAAGGCCAUGCAGGAGACGCGUGUGACGCAACAGACCGGGCACACGGAGCGCAUCCGGAGCGAUGGGUGGAUGAAGCAGCAGUUGGAGGACAAAGAGAAGAAGACCGCCGGGGCGACGACUGGUGAGCAAGAGAACGACCGCGACAACAAUGAGGGCAACAAGGAGAAUCGAGAUGCGAGCGAGCACGCAACGCCGGCAAAGCAGUCCGGCGAGGAGGGGCAGGCGCGUAAGUCGCCCGACGUGGAGAUGAAAGAGGCGCCCGCCGACGGGUCAGCCGGGGCCAAGGACUAA
Messenger RNA from Emericellopsis cladophorae, 2439 nucleotides. RefSeq lists its product as uncharacterized. The transcript is spliced from 2 exons. Bases 1 to 2439 code for a protein of 812 amino acids. The record is from RefSeq and is a predicted model, not a curated record. NCBI's taxonomy places the organism in Eukaryota, Fungi, Ascomycota, Sordariomycetes, Hypocreales, Bionectriaceae.